Molecule: messenger RNA, 4653 nt
Organism: Xiphias gladius (swordfish)
Lineage: Eukaryota; Metazoa; Chordata; Actinopteri; Istiophoriformes; Xiphiidae
Exons: 10
Coding region: 140-1369 (409 amino acids)
Biological process (GO): endoplasmic reticulum to Golgi vesicle-mediated transport; positive regulation of GTPase activity
Cellular component (GO): endoplasmic reticulum membrane
Molecular function (GO): GTPase activator activity
Source: RefSeq, a predicted model, not a curated record
GCAGCUACCUAGACAGACGUCGAAACGGUGGCCGGUAUUGCCAGUGUUUUUACCUUUUUAGUGACACGCUUUUUGUUUUUUUUAACUUGCCUAUGGCACAACACGAAGUUCGCCAUUCGGUAGUCAGUUUUUAAACGGGAUGAAAAGGCUCAAGAGGAAGAAACAAAACGCCGGGGUUGGGGUGAAUGGGAAUGGAUCUGUUACAAGAGAACCAGACUGUGGGAGGAAACAGAAGUUGGCUGAGAUCCAUCAGGCUUUGAUCAGUGAUCCAGUGGACAUUGAGACCCUGAGGAGAGCAGCAUCCAGUAAAGGAGGACUGCUUACUGACGAAAUGAGGAGGAAAGUCUGGCCCAAAUUAUUGAACAUCAAUGUGUAUGAUCUACCACAUAAACCUGGUCGAGAUAUGAGGGAGAACCACAAGGACUACAACCAGGUACUCCUGGAUGUCAGGAGGUCCAUGAAGCGGUUCCCUAAAGGUAUGCCAGCCACAGAGAGAGUCGUGCUUCAGGAGCAGCUGAUUGACAUCAUACUGGAGGUUUUGAAACGCAACCCUAAGCUCCAUUACUACCAGGGCUACCAUGAUGUGGCUGUCACUCUGCUGCUGGUAGUUGGGGAGCGAAUGGCCAUCGCUAUGUUGGACACACUCUCCAAUUAUCACCUCAGGGAUUUCAUGGAUCCUACCAUGGACCGCACUAAACACAUUUUAAACUACCUGAUGCCUAUACUAGAACAAGUCAAUACAGAACUAUAUGACUUCAUGAUCAGAGCGGAGGUGGGAACCAUCUUUGCAUUGUCCUGGCUCAUCACAUGGUAUGGCCACGUCCUGUCAGAGUUCAAACACACCCUCAGACUCUACGACUUCUUCCUGGCUUCACAUCCACUGAUGCCUAUCUAUCUGGCUGCUACGAUUGUGUUGCACAGAGAGAAGGAGGUGAUUCAGACAGAGUGUGACAUGGCCAUGGUCCACCACCUCCUCUCCCGCAUCCCUCAGGACCUCCCAUAUGAACUUCUGAUCGCUCAGUCCCAAGACCUGUUCAACCAGUACCCUCCAUCAUUACUGGCUAAGCGGGCAGCACUGCAGUCUCGCAAGAGUCUGUCCAUCAGCACCUUCCAGGCGUUUCAGCUCUCCACCCUCCACCAGAGGCCAGACUCUGUUCUCCAACGCCUCAACAAGGCCCAGGGCUCCACCACCUCCAGACAUGGCCUGGAAGCAGCUUUGCCCCGGGACCGAGGCCAACUGUGGGGGAAGGGGAACAGGAUGGUGAAGAUGGCUGUGUGGGGGCUGUCUGCUACGCUCGGAGCGGCUGUGUUCGCUGUUGCUCAGACAGCCAUGGACUGGGGACCUGAGGUGUUACUACAACUGUUCUGAUGUGGCGGGGGGGUAGACUGUUAGACACACACACUGACACAAUCAUGGUGACAGCAGACACACAUCUGCUCUCGCGAUGGAUCGACAAUAUACAAACAUACAGUCACAAACACAGACGUUGAAGACUUGACGCUCGUCUCGGGCUCAGACGGGACGGUAGAGAAAAGCAGGAGGUCAGUUAUCUUGGUGCCAAACAGGUUGUUGCUACUCAACCACAAGGAACAUAUUUUAACCACUAGUCAGCCUCAGGAUGAGUGUGCAUGUGUGUGAGCGGGUGUAUGUGUGUUAUAUGUUUCUGAGCAUGUACGCCAGACCUCAUACCACAUGUCAGCAUGGAUGAAUGACGGGCCUUUUGGGCACAGGCCUAGGGGCCCAAGUGGUAAUGAGGCUCCAGGGCCACAGCCUCUGUUUCAAGCGACUGGUGACAUUUCUCAAUGGAAAAUAAAUCAGACGGCCACCAAAAACUUUGGAGAAGAGCUAUUAAGAAUUACUAAGGAUGGGAGGAGGCCUUUUAUACUUUUGUGCCCAGGGGCCCGUUGCCUCAUAAUCUGUCCAUGCAUGUGAGACAAUAACACAUCUUGCUCUUUCAGGCUGAUGCUCACACGUUACCGGUGUCGUACCCUUUUACAUACGCCUCUGUGUGCUUCCUCUUAGCCGAUGAUUUUGCUGAUAACUCGUUUUUAGACGAUCACGCUUGAUUCCUUGCGUUUCUUUUGAAAGUGUUUUCCUGUGGUCGGUGGAUCAGCAGCCAUAUCUGAGAGGCAAUUGUACCGGUAGCCAGCACGAUGACACAUGAAUGCAAAUAAUUUAAGAGUGGCCUGUUCAGCUGAAAGCUUCCAGUUAUGAGCAAAGAAGGAGAGCGGGAGAGAAAGAGGAAGUGAUGGAGGGAGAGAUUUUGCCCGUGAGCCUUUUAUUAAUUGCUUUACUCUAUGUGUCAAUGUGUUACAUCUACAGUUUUGUUUGACACACACUUCACACAGUUAGCAUGCAGCACUAAAUACAAGCUGUAGGCCUUUUGCAGAUGCAUUUUGCAGGAGGUAUUGAAAUCCAUAUUUUUUUAAUGUUGUUUUUAUAUUUUCUGUAGCAGUUCUCUAGCUGUCUGGCCCACCACUGCUGAAAGAAUAUGGGGAAGACACCCGUACUUUUACAUUCGUAAAAUAUUUAACAGGUUUGCGCCAACAUCCACCCUGAACAACCGUCAGCAGAGCUACAGUACGUUGACUCAGUUCUUCUUCAAUAUCAUAUUUCUCUUCAUAAUUUUACUGAUGUGCUUUGAAAUUAUUUUACGAUUUGAGGACAGUCUGAGUGAUUGUUUUCAUAUAUGAGACAGAAGGAAUUUUUUUUUUUUCUAUGCUUAUUAUUAGUGAAAGAAGCUUAUUACGUCCAUCUCCUCAAAAGGUAUCAUACACACUGUAGAUAUUGUUGGACCAAACGUAAUCACAGAGUUUCAUAACCUGAAAAGUGAAUAUUAAUAAUACAGGUUAUUUCCACCUGAGGUACAUACGUAUGUACAGAGCACGGGGGUCUCUCCAAACAGAAGUGCAUGCUCUGGUUGUCAACUUAUGUUCUGAAAUAUUUAGCAGCUUUUCCUAGUAUGUAGCCAAGCCGCUGCAUCUGUUAACACAACUUCACUGGAGUCACAACACUCUGCUUCUUCCACUUCCUCCGUUAUCAGAUAUAAAUGUGUCACAUUUUUACACAGCUGGAUGUGCAGUCUUCCCUGUUGAUUUUAGUGGCUACAGAGGGAAAAAAAAUCAACUGGUACGUAGUCCAUUGUGUACAAAACUACAUUACACAGAAGAGAAGUAGAUCAAAAGCAAACACCAGAAGAAAAUGACUUGAAGGAAAUAAAAUUGGCAAACUUUUUAGUGGGUUAGGUCAACUGCGAAUGAACUGUGUGAAUCUAGAGUGCUCCAGAAAAUUGCAUUUUUAACAACGUGUGGAGGAUUGCAGAGCUGAGUAGUUAACAAGCCUGUCAGUCAAUCAAACAGUCCGGAGUACUUGAGAGAAAGUCAAUUUGUAUGAAUUUGAUUAGUGAUAAUCAGCCAGUCAUUUUAUUAGACAGUCAAUAAAUCAAUCAGUGGCCUGUAACUCAGGUAGCCGGCUGGCCUGUAAACCAUUCAACAUCCAGUCAGUUAAUAACCUGUGCUACACUCUGACAAGUUGUAUACCAUGUUAAACAGUAUGAGUGUACGUGCACUGCGAUUAAAUGCUCUCUGUGUGUGUGUGUGUGUGUGUGUGUGUGUGUGUGUGUGUGUGUGUGUGUGUGUGUGUGUGUGUGUGUGUGUGUGUGUGUGUGUGUGAGAGAAAUGGAAAAAGUUAGCUUUAGACACAGAUCUUAGUCACAGUUUUUUUUUUUUUUUUAUAUAUUGCUUUUAUGGCAUCUUCUGUGUUUUUAUUUGUUUAUCAUUUUAGUGCUCUCUGUGUGCCUCUUUAUUAACUGUCAAAAGUCUAAUUAUUUAUUUCAAGAGCAACAAUCUGAUUGGCUAUUUAUUAAAAGGUUAAAUAUUAAUUGGAUUAUAUGAAUGUUUAAUUGAAAUUAGAUGAGAAGAUUGAUACCACCAUUGAAUGCAUAUUUCCAACACUGUUGAACUGUUCCUUUAAAUGUUUGGCUCAUAUGCCAUUUUGUAGAUUAAAAUAAUACAUUUUGCAAAGGAAACAUUUAUUGUUGUAAGUUGCAUGGUUGGCAUUGAUUUGUACCUUGCUCUAUUACCAAAACAGCUCAUUCUGCAUUGAAGUUAAAUCUGUCACCACUCGCUGUGCUUUUAAAGUGAUUGUAUGUAAUUUUGCAUCUAUGAUGCUUGGUUACAGUUGAUUCAUGCAUGUUUUUGUUUACGCUUGAUUGGCUGCCUAAUUCAUAAAUGUGCAGGGAAAACCGCUUUGACCAGGGUCUGUGAUCUUCAAACAUAAGUCCAGAUGCUACUGUGGAAUCGUAUCUGCACCAAGUAUACUCAUAUGAGGAGAGAGGGGUGGUGGUGCCAGAUCCUAAUGAGGAUUUAAUUCCUGCUCCUGGCUCUUGGCAUGCUUAAGUCAACUUUCUCCUUGUCUUUUUUUUCGCCUCCCUAACAUUCACAUUCAAACACCUACACCAACACCUGCAUUGGCCUCAGUCUGGCAGAUGCCUUAGAUGAAAAAUGAUUUUAGUAUGUUACUUGGUUUGAGCGAAACCAGUGCAAAAUGUAAAAAUUGUUGCAGGUGUUGAUUGCUUUUCAAAAGCCGACUCAAAAAUAUUUUUUGCAAGUUUCAGGGCCAUAAAAUCAAUGAAACACACCAUGUAAACUUUA